Pseudo-nitzschia multistriata is the source of this 2005-nucleotide messenger RNA. Lineage: Eukaryota; Bacillariophyta; Bacillariophyceae; Bacillariales; Bacillariaceae. The record is from the annotation of a GenBank genome assembly.
AAGUAUCGUACAGAAUGAACUGUUUUUCAUCUGCAUACAAAAUGCCGUGCGUAUCUUGCUUCCUUUUGAGUCAGUCUUGUGAAAAAAGGAAGGCAUAGGUAGCUCGAUCAAGACAGUUCAACGUAACGAAGAGAGGAGUACCACGACGUUGUUUUUUCGCAAGAGUACGAGAAGAAUGCUUUGGUCCCCAUAGGGUGUGACGAUAAACAAGAGAGGUUGACCUGGCCAAAAAUUAUUACGAAGAACUGCGUACUACCCGUACGUACUAGUAGACGGCAUGCGGUACUAACAAAUAGAGGGACAUUCUUUGCUGUACGCAUUCAGCGGUAUUACUGUACGGUACUCAUUCACUGGUUCUUUUAUGUCCCAAUAGUUCUUGGUACUUACGCCACUGGUAGUCAUGGUUGUGAGGACGUACCUCUUCUUUCGCAAAAUUUGUACCGACAUAAUUUCUGCGAUUUCUGUUCUUUUGAUUACAGUAAAAGGGUACAACCGGUUUCUGUUACGUACCGCUAACAUUUUACUAGAAAUAUUUAUUUCGAAGCGAAGUCUCCCUUACCCAGGCAAAGUAGAGGUGCACGAAUCCGCGAUACUCCUACCUUGGCUGUAUUUAUCAAUAGAAUUGGUAUUGGCAGUAACCCUACCGUGGGUUUCAAACACUACCAAAGCGUUGUAACCACGGUCUUUUCAACAGUGCAUUGGGGCAGGCUCAAGGAGGGUAGCGAUACGUUCUGUUCUGUAUUYUUAUCCUUGAACAUCCCCCACAGCAUGGAGGCUAGCUUCAGAAACCGGCUCAACGUACACGGGGCAAGUUCGAACAACUAUAACGCCACCCCACUUAGUCCCGGUGGUAGCACCAUUUCAAAGAACGACGACGCCAAGGGCGUUGCCACGAAGCGGGAACUUCCAACAAAUAGCGUCGGGAUGCAUCCCUUUGCGUCCCCAUUCUCGAGCCAUCGCGUCGAUAGGACUUGCAAAUCGUACACGAGCGCAAACACAAGCUUACUCGAUGGUUAUGGGGAACAUGAUCUUUCAACGACGCUCUCUUCCUCGAUUCCACUUCCUCUCCACGUCCCUACGAUGGUAGCUAACGGAUGCUCUACAGUGUUGGGAUCUACGAUUAGCACUUCGAGCAAUAGUUCCUCCAUAGGGCUACCAACCAAAUAUCCCGGAAGCGCUAGUCAUGAUCGCGAUAAUAGUCUCGAAAGCAUUGUGAUGGAGGAGCUUCAAGACUUCGAUGAUAUCUUCGGAAAAUCCUGUACAAUCUCUGGCGAGGCCUCUUCAAGCGUUAAGUGUAGCAAAAACAGAUGCGGCGAUAAUGCUAUUACGAAUAAUGUUUCUCCGUCAAGAAUACAAACCGGUCAUCAGAACUACGACGACGAUGACGACUUGUAUACACUGUCGCAAUCCCCAAGAGCUGUAUACGACUCACCAUGUCAAGAAGAAUCCUUACUCCACAGAAGCAGGAACCAUGGUGAUGGCAAUGCUUGCAGCAACAUUGCAUCCGAUGAUGAAUAUGACCAUAAGAAUGCCACUACUUGCGAAUUCCUCUCCAGAAUCCAGAUCGAGCAUCAAAAGAACGAAGAAGCCGACGACCUGGAAUUGCCUUCGCAUCAAUCCUUUCCUACUUCGAGAGCCGCCACAGAUCGACGGCCUUCGUCUGGCAGCAUCGGAUACGAGUUCUCCGCGUCCUCGCCCUACCCAUCUGUCGAGAGUCUCGUUAAGAGCAAAAGCACCAACCACAGCAAUAGCAGUCCGAACCAUCGCCAUCAGAGAUCGUCCUCGUCUUCCGGACUGUUGUCCGCAUCUUCUACGUCUUCCACCAAAUCCCACAGGCGAUCAUCAAACUUCGCAAUGGGAAGCUCACAGUUUUUGGACUCUGUUUUGAAAGACUUGUAGAAAACAACAAAAAAAAGAACAAGCCAACCAAUCCAGACAACCGCUAGCACCAAGUGUACAACAACAACGGCGAGAAAAUUUUUGCAAUCCAUACUUUAUAGUAAUG